CCCGGACACUUCCGUCGUCUCCAUAGCAACAGCUCUUGCUGCACCACAGACAUACUGUGUUUGUGUCAGCAACAGGUGACCGUUCCUGUGUUUGUGUUUACCAGUGGUAGAUUUCAGUUGCUACAGAGAGUUACGUGUUUAGGGAAACGAUGGCUGGAAAAAGCGGUUCAUCAAAACUAGACGUCGGUGUUUUAAGCGCUGAGCAGCAAGAGAAACUGCGGCAGUUUCAGAUCAAGACGAGAAUUGACAACGAGAAGUAUCUGAUAUCUCACCCAGAAGUUGAGUUUCUGAUAGGCGGCUUCCUAAGAGAAGUGAUUCUCAAAAGGCCUGAGGACAUCCAUGAGUUUGCUGCAGAUCACUUCUCCAAACCGAACCUUUGUGACACCACUGGUCCCAAAGCAGGAACAAACAUCGACGUGGAGUGAAAUGUGCCCAAAAACAUCUCCUUUAUGUUGUUCCCUGCAAAGCAACACAUGUAUGGUAAUAUUAUUAAUAAAUUUGUGUCAGCUCAGGGUAUUGUUCAGCUGCUUCAUUCUGAGAUUGGUAUCGUGCACAUACAGGAAGCCGGCUAUCAGGGAGGAUGGUAACAGCCUGUCUUAAUGUGUGAUUAUAUUUAAUGAGGAGAGGAUGUCCUGUGGGUAUUAUACAGUGUUGUUUCUAACAUCACACGCAUGAAUGUGAAGAGAUAGAUUUCUGAUUAAAGACUAAAUGGCGUCCCAUGUAUUGUUGCCUUGUCGACACGCCACACUGAUAUAAUUUGGGCGGUGUCCUCCCAACUGCAUGUACUUCAAACACAGCCAGUUUAGGGCAGAGGUAAUAUUUACUUGACUCAUGUAUCUCACAAUGAUUUCUUUUAUUCUCGUUUUUAUAAUGUUUUAGUGUUCUAGACUAUGUCCUUAUUUGAUAAUGAAACUGCUUUUUGUUUGUGGUUCUCUUUCUUUGUUUGCUUUGGUUAUAUAAUUCUGUUUGGAUCAUAUUUGUAAGAGGUUUGUCUUUUCUUAUGGUGUGCGUAUAUCAGUAGCCCGACAGUUCUGAUGAAUUAACCUACACUCAAUUACUAUUAGAAUUAUUGUUUUUAGUACAAUAAUCCCUAAUGGGUUAUUGUCGGUGAAUGGUAAUGGAUGCAUUUUCACCCAUUCAUUCUUCACUUGGGGCCAGCCAUGGACGUUGGAUCUUAUGAUCCCAAACACGAGGCUAACUUCUCAGCUAUCCUCGCGUCAUUCUGUGUCAUUUAGAUUAAUAGGAGCUGCAUUUUUAUAUACACUGUGGAAAGUUGGUCUUGUUGUACAUGUGUUUAUCUAUCAAUUAAAAGUAUUGUCUUAAGUAAUUUA
Mugil cephalus (flathead mullet) is the source of this 1331-nucleotide messenger RNA. RefSeq names its product RIIa domain-containing protein 1 (gene riiad1). The transcript is spliced from 4 exons. The record is from RefSeq and is a predicted model, not a curated record. The coding region runs from base 150 to 425 and encodes 91 amino acids. NCBI's taxonomy places the organism in Eukaryota, Metazoa, Chordata, Actinopteri, Mugiliformes, Mugilidae.